CGCUCUGUCGAUGUGCAUUCGUCGCGCCGCAAUAUGUAGUCUGUCCUUUGUUCUAUAUCAUAUCUCAAAGGCAGGGCCGAGCGCUAUCUUUCUGGGUAUGUCAUGUUUUUCGCCGCGUGCUCGUCGUACCCCAGUGCCAGAAGCGAACGUGGACUACGAUAGUAUCUCGAUGGCUUUUACUUUGUAUCCUUGAAUGACAAUGAUGCGUAUCAAUGUAUGGUUCUGGUAUUUGGUAACCUGAAUUUGAUCCUAAGGGUUCUCUUCUUGUUUUCCAUUAGGAUCAAAUUCAGGUUACCAAAUACCAGAACCAUUCAAUCAAGAGAGCCAGGUGGGACAAUUUCAAUCGGGAAAACUCCAGAACGCCUGCCAUACAAUCACCUCGUAGCGUGACUAGGUGCAAUCGUUCAGCGUGCACGUGGUGCAUAUUCUAUUAUUGCGCAUAUUUCUAUUUGCGUUUCGCGUUAAACGAUGGGGGCCCUGUACGAUGGCAGUCCUACAGUGGUAAGCGAUCCUACGGCGGUAACCCGAUGCUUACGACGGAGAAUCGUAACGACGGCCAUCUUAUGAUGGCGAUCAUACGAUUAUAA
Molecule: messenger RNA, 587 nt
Organism: Amoebophrya sp. A25
Lineage: Eukaryota; Dinophyceae; Syndiniales; Amoebophryaceae
Source: the annotation of a GenBank genome assembly